Messenger RNA from Pipra filicauda (Wire-tailed manakin), 6796 nucleotides. RefSeq lists its product as uncharacterized. Gene Ontology annotation, molecular function: RNA-DNA hybrid ribonuclease activity; RNA stem-loop binding; RNA-directed DNA polymerase activity. Lineage: Eukaryota; Metazoa; Chordata; Aves; Passeriformes; Pipridae. The record is from RefSeq and is a predicted model, not a curated record. Gene Ontology annotation, biological process: RNA-templated DNA biosynthetic process; viral process; DNA integration. The transcript has 5 exons. Bases 1 to 5082 code for a protein of 1693 amino acids.
AUGUCAGAAAGCACUGCUGAAACCAACAAGUCAGCUCUGGCUGAAACCACCAGCCAGUCAGGUGUUAUCAGGCAGUUAUCUAGGCAGCGGGUCGCGGCAAGUGGCGCCCAACGUGGGGCACAGUCGAAGGUCCCUUGUAUCAAGGGAACUCCUGUGACUCCACUUGGGAUCAGGCAGCUUCAGGAGGGAAGACUGCUCCGCCGACCCUCCCUCGUGCAGCCGACGGCUACAGACUGCUACAGUCGUGUGGGUCGCGCACCGGACAGACGCCUCAAGGAUUUUGUCAUCGAGCAUGGCCACCCGCUCGAUAAAAAAUCGGCCAAAGCAUUAGCGAGGUGGCUGGACCGCCAGGGCUGUGCCAUAAAUGAUAAUAUCUCGAUGGACAAAUGGCAAGCCCUAGGAUAUAAUCUGUGGCGGGACUCCGAACGAGGCAACAAAUUGGCCAAGCAAGCGUUAAUCGCUUGGAGGCUCGUUCUGAUGGUGCUACAGCACCAAAUGAUGAACGCGAACACCAGCCUCACAAAGGACACACUCAAGGACACUAAAACCGAUAUGGACAAUGAGGGCACACAAAAUGGCGGGACGGAGACGGACACUGACACCACUCAACAAGAUGGCGGGAGGGAGCGUGGAAGAAGGUCGCGUCGAUUGCGAAAUGGCGUCGAGGAGGGACCACAGCGUCGCCCAGAGGAAAGGGGGGAGGGUGAAGAGCGCGAAAAACCAGCGCGGGAAAAGAAAAGGCGGGCCCCCGUAGCUCCACCCCGCGGGCCGCCUCCCUCUCCUCCCACUCGUGGCGCGAGAAGUCCCUCCCCCGACGCGCCUUCGGACACGCCCACUUCCGUCACCCCAGUCUCCUCCCCGGACGUGUCGCCCUUACGGCACCGGCAGGAAGCAGGGGGCGGGGCAAGGGCAAAGGCCAAGCCUUCCUUCCGGGAAGAUGGCCGCGCCCGUAGGCCCCAUAACACCAGGGCCUACCCCGCCCACCGGGAACCGGACAAUGACUAUGGGUGGGCACCGCGUUCCCCGGAAAGGCAACCCUCCGUACCUGACAUCUGGGAGGCCUUCCGGGAGGAAGCUGCGCGGGCCCAGGAUGUAGAAUUCCUAAGGGCAUUUCCGGUUUACUAUGAGGAGGGGAAACCCCCCGAGUGGAGACCAGUGUCCUACCCAAUGCUAAAGGAUAUAAAAAAGGCAAUCGUAGAGUACGGGUUAGGGGCCCCAUUUACCAUCGGCCUCUUGGAAUCCUUCUUCCUUGCCUAUACCUUAAUCCCCUAUGACAUUCGGGCAGUCAUAGGAGGGCUUUUCACCACCGUUCAGGCCUCGGUUUUCGAGGCUGAAUGGAAAAAACGUAUCGUUGCCUUUGUCAACGACAAAAUGGAAAGAAGGGGGAUUCCAACAAGGCAGGCCAUCGACAUGCUUUAUGGGGAGGGGAACUACACCAGCAGAGGGGAUCAGACUAGAUUAGACCCCAAAUUGUUGAAUACUACAAAAGAAUUGGCUUUAGAGGCAGUGAAAAGAGUGGCAGAUGCCUACGUGCAGGCGCCCUCUUUUACACUAAUCAAUCAGGGAAUCAAAGAGCCUUUCGUAGAUUUUAUUACGAGGCUCAAAGAAGCGAUCGCUCGGCAAGUCCACCAAAAAGAAUCCCAGGAAAUUCUAUUUAAUAAAUUAGUGAUUGAAAAAGCAAAUGAGGACUGCCAGAGGGUUUUAAAAAUGCUAAAAGAUCCAACUCUGCUGGAAAUGAUUGAGGCUUGCAAGAACGUGGGUUCCAAUGCCCAUAAAGCAAGGAUCAUGGCUGCUGCAUUUUCGGGGCCCCAACACUGUUUUGAGUGUGGGGAAAAGGGUCAUUUUCGUAAACACUGCCCAAAAUCUAGAUCGGAGCCUAACCUGCCAAACACACUCUGCCGCAGGUGUGGGAAGGGGCGCCACUGGACCUCCAACUGUAGGUCCAAGACAAACAUCAACGGCGAACCCCUUUCCCCAAAACAAUCCCCACGGCUCCGAAAGCGCGUAACGUUUUCAUCAAUGCCUGAUUUAAGACAGUGUCCUUGCGAGCAGUCGGGAAACGGGGAGCUGAGCGCCCGGGGGGGCGCGAUGACACAAGUUGCCCCCCACUCCAUCUUGCGCCAGUCACGCCCAGCUACCCCCUGGAGGACCGCUUCCCCGUGGCGAAGAUGGUCUCCACCGAAGACCUGCUCCGAAGAAACCGCAGCGGGUCAAGGUGGAGGGCCUACUCGACACGGGGGCGGAUGUCACUAUCAUUGCCUCCAGGGACUGGCCGCACGCGUGGCCAGCACAAACGGCAUAUGUCCAAGUGAGCGGCGUGGGGGGAACACAGUACCCCGUCAGGAGUCGGGAAGUUCUAACUAUCUACGGGCCGGAGGGCAGACCAGCGUCCCUUCAACCGUAUGUAUUAAACAUACCUAUCACGUUGUGGGGACGGGACGCAAUGGAGCAGUGGGAGCUCAAAUUGGGCACCCUGACUCCAGAGGAAAAUUUUUAGGUGGGGUCACUGAAGUGAAGCAGCUCCCCAGACUGAGCUGGAAGACCGACACGCCAGUCUGGGUUGAUCAGUGGCCCCUACCAACAAAAAAGCUGCAAAUUCUCAAUAAUUUGGUCAAUCAGGAACUAGAAAAAGGGCACUUGGAGUCUUCCACCAGUCCCUGGAACACUCCAGUGUUCGUGAUCCAAAAAUCCUCAGGUUCCUGGAGAUUUCUCCAGGACCUGCGCAAAGUUAAUGAAGUCCUAGAGCCAAUGGGAGCCCUCCAGCAGGGGAUGCCUUCACCAUCCAUGCUCCCUGCUGAAUGGCCCCUAGUGGUGAUUGAUAUAAAGGACUGCUUCUUUCAUAUAUUCCUCAAUCCGGCUGAUUCGGCUCGAUUCGCCUUCUCUGUCCCUGCAAUCAACUCUUGUGAACCUCACCGCAGGUUCCAGUGGCGUGUGCUUCCCCAGGGGAUGAAAAAUUCCCCAACACUCUGCCAGAUGUUUGUGGCAGAGGUGUUGAGGCCAAUUCGGUCGCAAUAUCCGCAGUCAAUCAUCUUCCAUUAUAUGGAUGAUGUAUUGAUCUGCGCAAAAACUCAAUUGGCAGUUGAUGAGACACUAAAUUCUACAAUCUCGGCCCUAAAAAAUAAAGGAUUGGAGAUCUCCCCUGAAAAAGUGCAGAGGGAAGCACCAUGGAGGUACCUCGGACUCCAAAUCAAUGCAAAAAAUAUCAGACCUCAAUCGGUAACAAUUGAUAAGAAUGUCCGAACUUUGAACGACCUCCAAAAGCUACUGGGUGCGAUCAAUUGGAUCCGACCUGUGUUGGGGAUCACAACAGGAGAUUUGCACCCCCUAUUUGAGCUGCUAAGAGGAGACGCUGACCUGUCCUCCCCCCGUCGUUUAACAUCAGAUGCCAUCAAAUCCCUUACCGCUGUUGAAAAGAAAAUUUCCGAGAGACAGGCAUGUAGGAGGAUGGAGGGACUGCCAUCCUCCUUAGUGGUGAUAAAAGAACAGAGACAACCAUUGGCCCUUCUGGGUCAAUUUACGAGUGACCACCGAGACUUUUGCUUGUGGGAGUGGAUGUUCCUCCCUCAUCAAUUCGGAAAAACCAUCACCACUAUAAUUGAAAUGAUUGGAAAGAUAAUAUUUAAAGGUCGCACUAGGUGUUUAGAACUUAGUGGGGAAGAACCAAAUUUCAUCUAUCUCCCGCUAACUUCUGAACACCUAGAUCAACUGCUGCAGACCUCCAUCGAUUUUCAGAUAGCCAUCGGGGGUUACCCGGGAGAAAUUCGGCUACAUCUCCCGGCGUGCCCAUUUAUACAAAGACUAGUUCACAUUCCAAUCCGACUCAAAAUUAUGCAAUCCGAGACUCCAAUUCCAAAUGCAAAAACAAUUUUUACCGAUGGCUCGGGGAGAACCGGGAACGCGGUAAUAGUGUGGAAACAAAAUGACGAUUGGCACCAGGAUAUCCACAAAGUUCAAGGUUCUCCUCAGAUCGUGGAACUCUCGGCAGUUGUACGCGCCUUUCAAAUUUUUAGUGGUGAGCCAAUUAACAUCGUUUCUGAUUCGGCAUAUGUAGUGGGUGUGGUAAGGAGAAUUGAAAACUCCUAUUUAAAAGAUGUCACUAAUCAGAAUUUAUUUCAAUUACUAACUAAAUUGUUGUUUCUGAUAGAAAGACGAGAAUUCGGUUAUUACAUCGUCCACACCCGCUCGCACACCACUCUACCUGGUCCUGUGGCGGAGGGGAACCAGCUUGCAGAUCAUCUAGCAGGUAUGGUUGUAACCCCCAAUUUAUACCAACAGGCGAAACUCUCACAUGAGUUUUUUCACCAGAAUGCGCGGUCACUACAAAAACAAUUUGGCCUUAAAUUAUCACAGGCAAAAGAAAUUUUAAAGGCUUGCGCUGACUGCCAAACGCUUACACCUGUUGUCCCAGAGGGGACAAACCCAAGAGGUUUGUCGCCCCUGGAAAUCUGGCAGUCAGACGUGACCCAUGUGGCCGAAUUCGGAAGACUAAAAUAUGUACAUGUGUCUAUCGACACAUUUUCAAAAAUGAUUGUAGCCACCGCGCAUCCUGGAGAGAAGAGUAGCCAUGUCAAAAAACACUUCCUGUCUGCAUUCGCGAGGAUGGGGGUCCCAAAACAGAUAAAAACAGAUAAUGGGCCCUCCUAUGUGUCUGCAGACACGAAGAGGUUUUUUGAACAGUGGGGGAUACAACAUACCACAGGGAUCCCCCACAACCCCACAGGACAAGGUAUUGUGGAACGUGCACAUCAAAACAUUAAGAACAUGCUUAAAAAACAGAAAGGGGGGAGUAUUGGCCUCUCCCCCCAAGAAAAACUAGAGAAAGUUAUGUAUGUUCUUAACUUUCUCAACAUGAUGGAGGACACAGAAACUCACACAAGCAAAAGUCCUGUGGACCGCCAUUUCAGGACCACGUCAUCGGUCCUGACAGACCAGAAAGCCAAAGUAAUGUACCGGGACCCGCUAACGGAGAAAUGGACGGGCCCUUUCCCCUUAAUAACCUGGGAAAAGGGCUACGCUUGUAUUGCAGGUCCUGACGGACCAAAGUGGGUCCCAGCUCGGCGUAUCAAGAUCUCCCGAGAAUAAACGACAACAAUUCAGAAGAAGACGCUUACGACGCAGAGAAGAACACCAAUGCUGCUGCUGCGUUAUCUCCCGUGGAUCCUCCUGGCUGGAUUCAUCCAUCGGACCGCCACCGUCCCGUUACAAGGAUGGAUGAACCAGCCGUCUCAAAAUCUAUGGGUAACGCUGGCCAAGGCUACAGGCACUGACACCCUAUGCCUAGCCUUGACCAGCGCAGGUAGCCCCUUCAAGACCUGCCUGGUAGGGAUCCCCAUUUCUCCAUCUGAAUGGCCCGCGUUUGUAUCACAAACGCGGGUCAAGGGAUCCCUGCCACUAAACUCCCCCAACAUGGCACAGGCAAUAUCAGCGCUCCCCUUCGUAGACAUCCCCUUCCAAGAAAUAGAUCUCUUAGGUUCGCUUCCCUCUACCGCUUGCAUUAUUUUUCACCGCUACACCCAACCCAUUCUGUUCACCCCUCUCAACGUUACCGCAUUUAAGCCCAUUUAUAAAGGGACACACUCUCCGUGGUGCAAUGGCUCGGUGGCUACCACCGUACCCACCGAGCACAUCCCACGGAACAUGAGGCUCCCUAAGGGAUUUUUCCUACUGUGUGGAGAUCGGGCAUGGCCAGGGAUUAGAGCCUACCCGGAGGGAGGUCCCUGCACAAUAGGAAAACUUGCCCUAUUUAAUCCGGCUAAAUUCUAUUUCGAAAACCAAUUAGUACAUCCAAAAAUAAGAGCCAAAAGGUCCCUUUCAUACGUAAUAAAUGGUCCCCUCCAGUUUCUUGGAACAAAUCCCGCAAUGUUCAAACCCCCAUCUGAACCGAUUCGGAUACAAAAUUCUCUCCCUGCACCUCAUAUGAAUCUUGGAAGGCCUCAGUAUUGGCCAACUCCUCUGCCCUUCCCCGAGGACUGUGAUUCCAACAUUCACAUUUGGUCCAGGGUGAAGAACUUCUGGGCGUCUUUCCCUAUCCCCGGGAUAGGGACAGCGCAUGCCCUCUCUCUCCUAACGCACCUUGGAUGCUGGUUGACCAAGGAGGCGAAUGCAACAACCCAGGCGAUAGAGGGCUUGCUUGAAGACACCCAGAAGUUAAAAGAGGUGUCUUUACAAAAUCGGGCCGCCAUAGAUUUCCUUCUCCUGGCACACGGUCACGGGUGCCAGGAAUUUGAAGGCAUGUGUUGUAUGAAUUUUUCGGACCACUCCGAGUCCAUUCAUCAGAGUAUCAACCAGCUGAGGGGGUUGGUCCAGGAAAUUCAUCAAGACAAAGGAGGCGGCCUCGAUAGCCUCUUUGAUUGGAUCAAGCUGCCAAAUUUCCCCAAUUGGACCCGAAAGCUUAUUAUGUUAUGUAUCCUGUCGCUUUUUGGAUUGGUUUCUGUCUGUGCUGUUUUACCCUGUUUAGUUGUAUGUCUACGAAAGAUGUUGAUGAAGACCUUCGAAGCUAACAUCGCUGCCGCUCAAAGAAAUAAAGAAGGGGGAGAUGUUGGAGGAAAUAAAGAUGAAUGGGAACGAUAUGAAGCUUGGAGGAAAAUAUAUAACCCCUAAAUGGACUCUAAAACACUGGACUUGACCUUUAAUACCGAUAAUGACACUCACUAGAUAUGUCUGUUAUACCCCAGUUGUUCCCCAGUUUAUUGUUAUGAUGUUAUACAGUUUUAUGUACCCCAGUUGUUGUUUUAAAAAAUUGUCCUCCAUGUUGUCCCCUUCUUCUUCCCUCAGUUUUCCCGCCUUUUCCCUGCUU